UCGUUGGCUCACUGCACUACUUUGUACGAGUUAAUCUAAACUCUCACGGAGGCGCUCCGAGCGAUUGUUCAAAAUGUUUGGUGCAAAAAUGCCUGGACCUGGGGGGUUUACUUUUGGGGGACCACCGACAACAUCAGUUACAGCGACAGGUGGAUUUAACUUAGCUGGUGCAGCUGCACAGGCUGGUCAGCAUGUGGCGUUUGGCACCACUGGACAAAACCCUGCUACAAGUGGUACUACAUCUUUUAACUUUGGCAAUACUCCAGGGUCCACAGCACCAGCAGGUCAAGGUGGGUUCAAGUUAGGAGCAACAACACCAGCUUUCCCUUCCAGUCAGCCAGCAGCACCUACUACAGGUUUCACAUUAGCGGGAACAACAACACAAUCUGGAGGGUUAAAAUUAGGGACAGCGACCCCUACUCCGGCAUUCCCCGGAACCAAUACCGCCAGUGUCGCUCCUACAGUGGGCUUUUCCCUACCUUUCACCAGCAAUACGACGGGGGGACUGGGAGGAUUAACAGGUGGGGUACGACCAACACUGACCAGUACUGCCUCCACUGCAGGAGGAUUCACAGGGUUUAACAACCCCGCCAACAAACCAACAACAGGUUUGUUAGGCACUUCCACAGCUAGUGGUGGAAUAUUUGGGACCCAGGCCACCACAUCACAGGGAUUAGGAGCCACCACAGCUAGUGGUGGAAUAUUUGGGACCCAGGCCACCACAUCACAGGGAUUAGGAGCCACCACAGCCAGUGGUGGUAUAUUUGGGACCCAGGCCACCACGACACAGACGGUGGGAUUAGGCACCACCACAGCCCCUGGUAGUAUAUUUGGAGCCCCAACCACAACAUCACAGACUGUUGGAUUAGGAGGGGUGGAUCCGAAAACUUCAAAUGCCUUGACUGGUGGAUCAGCUACAGAUCCCAAAGCAGGUGAUGGAAAAACCUUGAAAAAGAGUCACCUUCCUCCCGAGAUCAUGAAAACAGUGGAAGAUUUCAAGACCUUUGUCAAGGAUGAGAAGACUGUCCAGGAAGGCAUAUCUCGAAUGUCCUCCAACCCGAUGCACAAAGUCCAGGAGGACGUGGUGUCCCUCAAACAACUUCUGUCCAUAGUGUCCAACGGACUCCAGAGGAAUGCGUGUGCCGUGGAGAAACUCAAGAAGGAGAUGACCCAGGAAUUGAAAAAUGCAGAAAUGGCGCAACGAACAAAGGACAUCCCUGCUGGACUCCAGUAUGAAAACACAGCACCAACCGAGUAUUUCCAGCGACUGGUGGAGAAUUUUGAGACCCAGAUGUUAACAUACAGACAACAAAUAGAGACCCUGGAGGGACAUCUUCACUCUAUCAGCCAGCCCAGCGUACUGUCCCCCGAAGAGCUGAUUGACUUGCUGAGGAAACUACACGAGACCUUUAUAGCACUAGCUGCCCAGUUACACCAGGUCCACGAAGCAGUGAAGACUCAGAAAGAGCUGUAUCUGAACUACAGAAAAAUCUUCCUCCAUGACACUAAGAACAUAUUUGAGCGAGAGAAGAAACCGGUGAAGCCAAAAGUCCUCGUGGAUCACUUUGGUCCCAGUCCGUUUUCUGGACUCUCCAAUGCUGCUGCUGUUGCCAUGGCAACCGCCUUGACAAAAUCCCAACAGCCAACAGCUGCGCCACCUGUAGGGGGACUGGGGACGCUGGUCCAGCCAGCGGGGGGAUUCGGCACCACCAGAUUGCUGGGGGCCCCCACAACGACAGCACCAGCAUUUGGAUUCGGUCUGGGAACCACAACUACCACAGCAUCAGCAUUUGGAGGGUUUGGUUCAACCGCCGCCACCACCACUGCAAGUUCAGGUUUCAGCUUCACUGGCUUGAACACCGCCACAGUGCGCCCAUUAGGAUUCGGGACUCCCAGUACCACAACACCAUCGCUGUUUGGAACACCUCAGCCUGGACAGACCACCCCAGCUUUCGGAACUCCUCAGCUAUUUCCUUCUGCGGGAGGUGAACAGCCAUUUCAGCUGAAUAAACCUCCAGGAACCAAACGGAAUAAGAGAUAAAAUCUUAACUUUUUUUAAAGUGAGAAAAGACCGUGCAGUAAAUAAACUUUGUGUUACUGUGGUGAAUUGUUUGUAAAUACAUGUACAUGUAAAUUCAUUUUAGAAAUGUUCAUAAGUGUAAUUAAAAUCAUUAAUACAAAGAGGUUGUUCUGCAGCAGUGUUUAAUGUACAGAGAGAGACCGAGACCUCGUGCUACUGUGUAUUCCGUAUUUUACGCAAGUACUUAAUAUGGUGAUGUGUGUCAAAUCGUGUGAACAUGAAUUCAUGUGUGGUCUGUUAAUAGGGAGUUCUUGCAUGUAUUUUAACAAUAGAAAAAUGAAACUGAAUAAUUUUUUCGCGAGGGAUGUCUCGCGAAAUUACGCUAUAUAAAUUAUUCAUGUAUAUUUAGGAAUCUAUAGCAUAAUUAUAUUAAUCCAACUUAUUUGUGGAAACCUCAGCAUCAUGGAUAUUUCUUGUUGUAACCUUGUAAUGUUUCUUGCAUGUUUAAGAUAUUCUUGGUCACGAAAAUUAGUCACUGCAAAACAGUUCAUCGUGAAAUAAUGUAAAUUGCGAAAUAACAUCAUCCUGAAUAAAAAUCACUUUACAGGA
Messenger RNA from Ostrea edulis (European flat oyster), 2629 nucleotides. RefSeq names its product nucleoporin p58/p45-like. Lineage: Eukaryota; Metazoa; Mollusca; Bivalvia; Ostreida; Ostreidae. The coding region runs from base 74 to 2041 and encodes 655 amino acids. The record is from RefSeq and is a predicted model, not a curated record. Gene Ontology annotation, biological process: nucleocytoplasmic transport. Gene Ontology annotation, cellular component: nuclear pore. The transcript is spliced from 16 exons. Gene Ontology annotation, molecular function: structural constituent of nuclear pore.